Ruditapes philippinarum (Manila clam) is the source of this 469-nucleotide messenger RNA. RefSeq lists its product as uncharacterized. Gene Ontology annotation, biological process: acetyl-CoA biosynthetic process. Gene Ontology annotation, cellular component: mitochondrion. Gene Ontology annotation, molecular function: acetyl-CoA synthetase activity. NCBI's taxonomy places the organism in Eukaryota, Metazoa, Mollusca, Bivalvia, Venerida, Veneridae. The record is from RefSeq and is a predicted model, not a curated record.
GGUGCAGAUUCGUGUCCGCUGCACUUACUUUACUGAUAAUAUCGUUAGCUUGAUAAAAAGUAAACAAGUGCAAAGUUUCUACAAAACAAAAGUGGAAAUUGCAAUCAUUCGGCUGUGUCAGAAUAUAAUUUCGAAAUGAAACGUUUCGUUGUCGCAUUACCUAGUGUACUGGGUAGAAAUGCACCAAAAUCAAAGUUGCUAAAGAAUGAAAAAAGUGUCAGAACUUUGCAAGUGGGGAGAACGUUAUCUGACGGUUUCACAGACCAUUCCACGACACCUUUUCCAGAGUUUGACACGUUUGCCACUCACGAUGAGCUUUACCAGUUUAGUCUGAACUCGCCAGACUUUUUCUGGGGCACACUGGCAAGAUCUCGUAUUAAUUGGUAUAGAGAUUUUGGAAGGGUUAAAGACUGUGAUCUUACAAGAGGUCACAUCAGGUGGUUCCUUGAUGGAGAGUUAAAUGUAUCAG